Molecule: messenger RNA, 2356 nt
Organism: Zymoseptoria tritici IPO323
Lineage: Eukaryota; Fungi; Ascomycota; Dothideomycetes; Mycosphaerellales; Mycosphaerellaceae
Exons: 4
Coding region: 152-2356 (734 amino acids)
Cellular component (GO): nucleus; HULC complex
Molecular function (GO): metal ion binding; ubiquitin protein ligase activity
Source: RefSeq, a predicted model, not a curated record
CUCCAUCAACACAUUCGACCACCCUGCAACGCCGCCGCAAAUACUCACCAGCGUCAUCAGGACUAUUCCUUCCAUGCGCCAAUAGUUCUAGCACCUGAGAGCCGCGGCAGAGUGCUCACGACCAUAGCCGGUGACAGCCUGGCUUUUUUCAAUGCCCGCCACAAAGGCUCUACAUCCUACGAUCCCAUCUCUAGACAAGGUCGAGAUGGAAGACCGUAAGCGGGCUCUCAUUGCCGAUGUCGACGAUCUUGCGCCGAGUCGCAAGCGUCUCAAGGACGAAAAUGGCUCCACGAUGCGCAUGGACGAGCAAAAAGAACGCGAUGUCGAGGACUACCAAAAGGACGCCAUUCUCCGACAGAUGAAAGAGUACAAGCGCCAGAAGAAGGAUGCCGAUGACCAGCUCAGCGAUCUUCAAAAGAAGGCAAGAUAUCACAAUGAUCACCUCCGAACCAUCGAUGCCUGGUGGGCACAACUUCUCGACGAGGUCCGCGUGCUUGCAUCAGAAAUGCUACCGACACCACCGCCGAGCGCGACCGCUACCGCCGAGAUGUACAAGUCGGCACUGCAAUUCGAGGACAGCGAGGCAUUUUCAGAACACCUCAAGGCUCGGUCGGGCAGUAUCAAAGACGCGAUCACCGACCUUUUCGGCCGCCUUCCCUCAGCCAGUUCGGAUGUGGAGGACUUGCGCAAGCAGUUGAAUGAACUUCUAGCCAAGGAAAAGGAACAUGCUGUGGAAUUACGGAGAACAAUCGACGAGAAGGAUUCCAUGUAUGACCGACUUGAACAAGCCAUGGGUCGCUACAUGAUCGCCGAGAGGAAGCUGGAUCGUGUCAAGAGCGCUCAAGUACAGAAGCUGGAAAAGCAGGCGAUCAUGGGCGGGAAUGCUGGGAAUGUGUCUCCGACCACCGCGAAGUCAUCCGCGACACCGAAGAGGGAACACAACGACACCAACGGAGACGUUGAGAACGGCGCGGCCAGUGCUGAAGUUGAGCUCGCUCGGAAGGAAGCCGUGGCGGCUGCUGAGAAGCAAAAGGCGCAGCUUGAGGAAAUCGAGGUUGAAAAUGAGCGCUUGACGAAUGAACUGAGUGCCGCUCGCACAAAGCUUGCCAGCCUUACGGAUGACAGCUACGCGGAGACUUCCUUGUUCAAGACAUUCAAGUCGCAGCAUGAGGACGUCAUCAAACGAGUCAAUGAUCUGGAGGCUACCAAUGUGCAACUUCGGGAGGAGGCAAAGAAAUUGCAAGCUGAACGCACUUCAUAUCGGGUACAACUGGAUGACGAGAGUCGCGACCAUUCCCUAGACAACGAAGCGACUGCCGCGCGCGCAGAGACGGAUCUUGCUCGCAUACGCCACGUGCGCGACCAGCUAGGUGCCGAGAUCAGCAUUCUCAAAGCUGGAGAGGACAACAGUCGAAAUGCGCACAAGCAAGCACUCGAGCUCGCCGAAGCACGGGAUCUGCGAAUCGGUGCACUGGAAUCUCACGUGCAGCGUUUGGAAUUGCAGCUGGGCGAGGCGGAGGCGAAAGAAGCAGAGGACAUUGACCACGCUGAUGUCGACUCAUUGAAGUCCAAACUUCGCACGCUCACCAGCCAGUACGCUCUGCUCAGCAACGAGCUGCCAUCGAUGGAAGCCGCGUGGAAAAAGACUCAAGUGCUCGCGACGAAGAAGCUUGAGGAGAUUGGUGUUUGGGAAGAAGAGAAAUCAAGAUUGCAGGCCGAGAAGGCAAAGGCCGAUCAAAAGUACUUCGCUGCGAUGAAAGCAAAGGACAUGAAGGAAGCCGAGCUUCGACAAUUGAAAUCUCAAAACGCGAGGUCCAGCGAAAUGGUCGCAACUCUCAAGGACACCGACUCGAAGACCAAGGAGCUGUGCACGAACUACGAGCGACAACUUGCCGAGGCGAAAGAUGGACUCACCAAGCUUGAAAGCCAACAUCGCAUCAGCGAGCAGAAGCUGAAGGAAGCCACGACGUCCGUCGAGGGGUUCAGAAAGAGCGUUGACGAGCUGAAGACAGCCGUGGGUGCAAAGGACAAGGAGAAUCUCGCGAAUGCCAAAGCCAAGCGCGAGGCCGAACUGGAGCUGGAGAAGACCAAAGUCCGACUCGACGAUGCGAAGAAGCAGUACGAGGCGUUGAAGAAGAGCAAAGCUGCGAUCAGCAAUACGAAUUCGGAUGAUUGGCGGAAAGUCGCUAUUUGCCCAAUUUGCACGUCUAACAUCCGCGAUACGGUCAUUAAGCUUUGCGGCCACGUCUUCUGCUCCUCCUGCGUCAACAAACUCAUUGCGGAUCGAAGGAGGAAAUGUCCGAGCUGCGGACGUGCGUUUGGAAAUGGCGAUCAUAUGCAUAUUGUCCUGGCCUGA